Messenger RNA from Cuscuta epithymum, 1377 nucleotides. The record is from the annotation of a GenBank genome assembly. NCBI's taxonomy places the organism in Eukaryota, Viridiplantae, Streptophyta, Magnoliopsida, Solanales, Convolvulaceae.
UAAUGGGCUACACUCACUCACCGGCCACCGCGGGCAACAACAUAUGAGGGCUUCUCUCCAGAAAAAAAUCGUAAUCCUAAGAGACAAAGUGAAAACGAGGAGCCGGAAGACUCCGGAUUUGUUCUUAAUAAUCAGACCUAGGUUGCAUCUGCAGCGCGAGCCAGAGCCGAAGAACCAGAGACGGAGAUCCCAUUCGCCUGCCACUUCCUGAACUAGCUACAUACUCACCCCGUCGGCUGAUUCUAUUAUUAUACAUAAAUUGGGAAUCUUAAGGAUUUGUGCUAUCGUGAUCCAGGGCCGGCUUCGAUAAAUAUACACACCACUGCGCUUCGUUAAUUCGAUCGAUCAAUCUUAUUUUAUAUACUCCGUAAAUAGUUAUACUCCGGUUUGGCCAGCAAUGGGGGACAACUUUUGUGAUAUGCGGUGGUGUGUGGACGUAGAUACAGAAGAUGAUCCUGAUCUUCAAAGGUCUGUGGUGAGGAUAUAUCUGGAAGAAGGGGAUGCUUCGUAUGCUAAAACAUGGUGGCUGGACAGUGAAGAAUGCGGCAGCAACAAGGAAGUUCUGUAUAGGGUUGAGGAGUUUGUUGACGUGAGCGGUGAAUGUGCGCAGACUAUUAUUGACUUGGAGAAGAUCCUCCAAGACGAAGAAGAACUUAUGACUUUAUUUACUGAUAAACUACUCUCCCCCUUCCAUCACCUUGUCUUCCCAGAAGGGCUCAGGCACUUCGCAAGUGUUUUGAUUAGGGGAUGUCGUGAUCGGCUUAUUCCUCUCAUCAAUCACAACUCUACCUCGAAGCUGUACUCCAUUAGCCUGGGUGUAUCUUUUCAGCUCUCUGCAACUUUGGGAGUGAAGGCCUGGAACUGGUUUCUAGAUUGCCUUGACCAACUGGAGCCUGAUUUGCGUGAUUAUAAGCGGUCAUCUCCAAUGCCUUUGCCCAGGAUUGUGCCCGAUGGCUACGGUCUCUUCGCAAAAUUAGGCCAAGAAAAAACAUGUGCGAUUUGUUUGGGCAAGUACGAAGCGCAGUGCCUCGUGAUUCGCCUCCAAUGUCUGGAUGAGCUUCUCCCUGACCCCGAGAAGGAGCAUAGUCACAAGGCAGCAGCAGCAAUGCUGCUGCCAUGUCAGCACAUAUUCCAUGCGAAUUGCAUUGCGAGCUGGUUCCAGGUUUCAGAACAAAAAGAUUACCUUAUAUACUCUCAGAAUACUUGCCCUCUAUGCAGGUUUGAGAUCUCCGGCCACUAUUUAGCGUUUUCUCUUGUACAUUUGUUUCCUCUCUGAUCACCAUGGAUCAAUUCUUUGGUACUUAAGAAUGGAUUUUGUAUGAACCAGGCCGGGCCACCAAGCCCAUUUGUUUGUGUGUGGCCAUUUUUAGAGUGCUG